AUGGCCACUGAGUGCAUUGGCACCUGCAUGGAGACGUGCCUGGGCCUUGAUUUCUGCCAGCAUGACGCCAACUCCAUAGGUAAACAGAAGGCGCACGCAAAUGCCGGUGUGGACUUGCGGCGCCGUACAGGAGAUCGGACAGGGACUGUCUGGGCUGGUUCAGCUGGAGGCCCCUAUGUGAAUCCCUUCUCUCGCCCGGACAAGAAGCAGCUGGCAGUGCUGGCAGGCCUGGACGCUCCCAAUCUCACGGAGCUCAAUGUGGCCAGCAACCGCAUCUCCUCCAUCGAGCACGUCGUGGAUCGCAUGCCUCGGUUGCAGUCACUGAAUCUCGCCGACAACCGGCUCUACUCUUACCGCGAGGUGAUCAGCCUCUCGAAGCUGGAUGCCUUGCACACGCUGAGCUUCGCCGACCCGGACUUCGGCGAGAACCCCAUCUGCUUCCUGUGCAACUACUCGACCUACGUGCUUUACCACCUUCCGAAGCUCCAGGAUGGGGGAAAGAUGGGCACAGUAUUCCUGGCAGUCAUCCCGGGUUCCUGA
Symbiodinium natans is the source of this 540-nucleotide messenger RNA. NCBI's taxonomy places the organism in Eukaryota, Dinophyceae, Suessiales, Symbiodiniaceae. The record is from the annotation of a GenBank genome assembly.